This is a messenger RNA of Rubroshorea leprosula, 1895 nucleotides long. NCBI's taxonomy places the organism in Eukaryota, Viridiplantae, Streptophyta, Magnoliopsida, Malvales, Dipterocarpaceae. The record is from the annotation of a GenBank genome assembly.
AUGUGUGCAGUCUUUAAAUUAUAGGCCUGUUUCAUCUAAUAUUAGAAUACGGGUUAAUGUUGCUACUAAAUUCCUUCUUGAGAGUGAAAAUGUUGCUUCUAUAUUACCUCAUAAAUUUGAAUUCAAGUCCUUUCAAGAGUGCAAAGAAAGACUGCAUCAACUAACAUAUUUAACAGAUUUAAUUGGUGUUUUAACCAAAAUUGAUGAUAUGGAGGUAGGCUACAGUGCGUGAGAAUCAAAGUUACCAUGUAAAAUUUGGUUGAUGGAUUUUGAAGAAGCAAAAUUUUCUAUUAGUCUAUGGGGAAAAGCAAAGCAGCAAAUACGACAGUUAAAACUUUGGGAAAAGGAUUCAACACAAAUUGUUAUCAUUACCUCUUUAGCUACUAAACAAUUUGAUGGAGAAAUUCAUGGAGCUAGCAUGUCUCCAACAAAGAUCUAUGUUAAUCUUGACAUCCCUGAAGUGAAACAAUAUCUAGACAGGUUUGGUAGCUUCAAUAUUCAACCUCAAUUACUUACUAGAAAAUUCGAGCUGGUUGAAGAAACUUCAGAGACUAUGCCUUCUAUUAGAAAAACAAUAUCAAAUUUGAUACAAACUUCUGUGUUAGAAGUUGAACCAAGCCAAAGGUUUCAAGUUGAAGCAGAAGUUGUUGGCUUUGACAUAGAUUCUGGUUGGUUUUACACAGCCUGUAAACAAUGCACCAGGAAACUUCCUCCUGCUUACACUGCUCAAGGAUGUCGGGUUUGUAAUACUCCACAGUCUGAAUCAAUGAUUUGGUAUCAUUUGAAGACCAUAGUGCAAGAUGAGACUAGCUCAGCUACUUUUAUUAUCUUUGGUACAAAAAGUGAAAAACUACUUGGAACAUCAGUUAAUAAUUUAAUUGCAUCAGCAGCAGUGGAUCCUGAAGUAUUUCAUCCAGUGAUGGAGAGACUUUGUGAGAAAAGGGUUAAAAAAAUUUUUCAUGUGACAGUUAAACAUAAUGAAUAUAAGGAGGAUGCUGUGAGUUUUAUUGUUCAAAAUUUGUUUGAUCUACCCUCUACUUCCUUUCCUUUUGUUGAUCCAAUUGCAGUUGGAAGACAACCUAUUUGUUGGGAAGGGCAAAGCAAGUUAGCUGAACCCCUUAAAAAGGAUGAAAUUACUCCGCUAUUAAAAAAACUACAAUCAGAUUAUCUUGAGCAAAUACCUCCAUCUACAGGCCUUUUGUUGACUGAUCUUUUUACCCAAAUUGUAGCAUCUGUAAAACCAAUUUUAAGUAGUGGCCUAAAUCAUGAGGAAGCUGAUAGUAGCACUUCUCUUAAGGGGAAAGAAAUAUUGAGAGAGUCUGAAGAACUAAAUGAGAAACAUAGUGUGCCUCCUAUCGUUUUAGGAGUUGAUCAAGUUAAAUCUGUCGUUUCAAAAAUGAUUAUGCAGAGAAGAAAGGGGUUGCAACUAGAUGAUUUGCAUGAAAAUAAUAACAAGGAGUUUAGCAAUCAAUCAUCUGAGCUUUAUAAUGCAUCUAUUACUAAUGACUAUCAGGAAAAGAUGAAAAGGGAAAAUGAGAAGCAAGAAUCAAGUGUUGACCUGUUCGGCAGCAUCAAUGAAGAUAAUUUGACAUCAACAAAGGAACUGGUAACGUUGACUGGUAGCAAUUGUGAAAAACAAAUAGGAAUUGAAGAAAAAAGAAUUAAAAAAAAUGAUGCAAAAAAUGUACAAAGAGAUGAUAUCAACCAAUACUAAAAAAAAAAAAAACUGAAGACUUCAAAGGAAUAAGAAGUAGAGAAAGUUAGAAGAUAAUCCAGUUGUUAUCUAUUUCUUUUAGGAUAAUAUUAUUAUAUUAAAUUUUUUAAUUCCAACUUAUUUUCUAUUUCAGUCAGUGAAAACAUAUCGGAACUUUUAUCUAUAAAUUUCUGUUAAUAUU